CAGUCGGGGAAAGCGCGCCGCGAAAGACGCACGCAUACGGUACGUGUUGGCCCGUACACACUGCACAGUCAACAGGUAUUUGAUGUGCUUUGUUUCGUUGAUAAGUGUCUUUUAUAUGUGCAUGUUACGCUUUCGUUUAAUCAUACGUGCAAAGUAAACUUUGCAUAUGCGCAUUGAAACUUUGUCACCGAUUAGAAUUAAAUUGUGCAAUGUUUAAUUAAGUCAGUGUCUGCAAUUUUUGAAAACGUGAUCGCGCACAGGUGUAAAUAUUUUAAAGUUGUAAUUAAGGUGCGUCUUGAAUUUUGAUUUCGAGAUAUUGUUGCAGAUUGUUCAGAACUUGUAUUAAUGUUGCAAUGCGCUGAACUGCGCAGCGCCACGCAUUACAUUUCAAGUGCAACUCGCGUUCGCAUCUCGGCACAGUUGUAUUUUGUACGUUUAUCGGCGAUGACAUCGCGAUGAACACGCACUAGUUAUUUUAUUUAUCCAAGACUAUCACCAACGUGGUGCAAUUUUCUCAACGUUCUUUUUGAGUAUCACCUGGACUAUUCUGAACGACGCUACAGAGAGGGAUCUCAACCACUGCCGAUAGUUUAUUUUAAAAGAUCGCAGAGAUCUUUUGUCAUCACACAGGAUGGCGAAGUCACAAACACCAGAUAUUGACGCCGGAAAAAAGAUCGAGUAUGAUCCGGACUUUAAAGGACCUAUGAAAAAUCGCUCCUGCACGGAUAUUUUGUGUCUUGGCUUAUUUGUUGUUUUCAUUGGAUGUUGGAUUGGCGUCGCAUGCUAUGCUUAUACACAUGGCGACACCGAACUGCUCUUGAUUCCGCGCGAUUCUUCCGGCUCCAGAUGUGGGUUUGAUCCGCACGUGCUCGAUAAACCUUAUCUGUUCUUCUUUGACAUCAGUAAAUGUUUUGGACCAAAUGUACCCUUCACCGGAUGCAACACGCCACAAAUUUGUGUCAGCCGAUGCCCCUCAGAGACUUUUAUAUGGGAUAACAACAAAGAUUACACCAAAUUAAUAUGUGUCGAUGGCGUGAUUCCUACAACAAGUUCAGCGGAGGCUUUAGUCAAUAACAAAAAAUGCACUCGUUGGUACCUGCGCAGUGAGCAAGUGCUCAAACGAUGUGUGCCCGCUGUGGGCGAACGGUGGCCCGUGUUCGCUGAUUUACGCGCCCGCACGACGCACUCGGCUCGCCACCCCCAGCCAGAGGAAGACUUGGGGGCGAUUAUCAAGCGGCAUCUCGAGGCGGCCGGCUCCGUACUCUCCCUAGCCGUGCACAACGUAAUCGGGCUCUUCACUGACAGCGAUACCGCCCACCAGUUUGGCAAUGAUUUUGUCGAAGACUUGCGCGAUACUUGGCCGGAAAUGCUGGGUUUUCUGGCGCUUGGCAUUUUCGCGUGCAUGUUGUAUAUCUUCAUCAUGCGAUGGAUUGCCAAAAUUAUGGUUUGGUUGACGAUUUUCGGCACAAUUGCAUUGUUGGCUUUCAGCACAUACUUAACGGCGAAGAAUUACGAUUACUACAAAAAACAUCCCUACGACCACGAGAAUGCCAAGAAUAUGUUCGAAAAAUAUGUCAAAACCAAAGAGUUUUGGCUGGUGCUGCUAAUAAUAUCUUCAGUGGUUCUAGCACUAUUGUUGUUUGUACUUAUUUUUAUAAGAAAACAAGUAAUUUUGGCCAUAGCCCUUAUAAAAGAAGGCAGCAAGGCUGUGAGUGCCGUAACAUCAGCAUUAUUUUUCCCGAUAGUACCUUGGUUGCUGCAAAUGGCCAUCUUUGCAUUUGCGAUUAGUGUGGGGCUAUACAUUUCCACUGUGGGAACGCCAUCUUAUCAGAUACGUAACUUUGAUGCAAAUGGAUGUAAAUGUAGUGGUGAAGCAGCUCACUAUAAGGAUGGUGUUGAAUGUACCAUUGAACUAUUCGAACGAUACUGCCCGCAGAAUUGCCCCGGCACAUGCAAGUUUAUCGAAGUUGCAAACACGAAGUGGGUUAUUUACGUUCAGAUCUUAAACGUGUUUGCCUUCUUCUGGGGAGUCUCUUUUGUCACCGCCUUUGGCGAGAUGGUACUUGCUGCCACUUUCGCAAAGUGGUAUUGGACUUUUAAAAAGUCCAGAGUUCCAUUCUUUGCGCUUACCGCAGCCGUUUGCAGAACACUGAGAUAUCACAUUGGAACAUUGGCGUUUGGGUCCCUCAUCAUUGCAAUAUGUCGUAUGAUUCGUGCAAUCCUUGAAUAUGUUGACCACAAAUUAAAGAAAUACGAUAAUGCAGUGACGAAAGCAGUUCUUUGUUGUUGCAAGUGUUUCUUCUGGUGCCUGGAGACUUUCCUCAAAUUUAUUAACAAGAACGCAUACAUCAUGUGCGCCAUCCACGGGAAGAACUUUUGUGCCAGCGCCAAGGAUGCGUGCAGUCUUCUUAUGCGGAACAUUAUUCGGGUUGCAGUUCUCGACAAGGUGACUGACUUUUUGUUCUUCUUGAGCAAAAUGCUCGUUUCACUUGGUGUUGCGUCGAUUGUUUACUCGUACCUAGAGUUCGCAAGCGAGAAGAACUUGCAUUAUCCCAUCGGGCCCGCCAUUAUCAUUUUCAUCUGCACUUAUUUGAUUGCGUGCAUGUUUUUCAGUGUGUAUACGAUGGCGGUGGAUACGUUAUUUAUGUGUUUCCUUGAAGAUUGCGAACGCAACGAUGGAUCCGAGAACCGUCCGUACUAUAUGUCGACGAAUCUUCGCAACAUAUUCCACAAGAAGAAUGUCGUCUCUUAAAUGUGCGUCGCGCAUUUUACGGUGCCAAAAAAAUUCAUUCAAAAAUUGAUAUGAAGUAAAGCGUUGCGUUGUUUCAGCGGUGUAUAUUCAUUGCUUUAGCGGUGUAUUGUAAUCGCUUGUGUCGGUACAUCGCCACAUUUUACAAAUUUUAUAUAUGUAUUUAUCGACUCCAGACUUUUUAUACAUGUAGCCUAUUUAUGUGAUACGUACAACUACAUUACCACUUAACUAGAUAACGUUAAUAUAUGUGAAGAUAUUUAGUGGAACGGUUCUGUUUCGCACAAAUGAAUGCAUAAACAAAAAUAUAACUGAAUGUUUCUAUUUAUCGAAGUGCAAAA
This is a messenger RNA of Dalotia coriaria, 3090 nucleotides long. It is a transcript of the gene Ctl2, whose product is annotated as Choline transporter-like 2. The coding region runs from base 632 to 2752 and encodes 706 amino acids. The record is from RefSeq and is a predicted model, not a curated record. Gene Ontology annotation, molecular function: transmembrane transporter activity. Lineage: Eukaryota; Metazoa; Arthropoda; Insecta; Coleoptera; Staphylinidae. The transcript is spliced from 12 exons. Gene Ontology annotation, biological process: transmembrane transport.